AUGCCGCCGGCGCCUCUGGCCCCGCUCGAAGACGACGAUCUCCUCCGUGAGAUCCUGCUCCGCCUCCCGCCGCAGCCCUCUUCCCUUCCCCGCGCCUCCGCCGUCUGCAAGCGGUGGCGAUGUGUCGCCGUCGACCCCAAAUUCACCGCCCGCUUCCGCGCCCACCACGGGAAGCCGCCCCUCCUCGGCGUCUUCCAGCACCGCGAUGACGGCAUCGUGUUCGCCCCCGUCCUGGCCCCUCCCGACCGCGUCCCUCCCGAGCGCUUCGACCUGCGAAUCCCCGACGACAACCCCUACCUGGGGCCACAGUUGCUCGGCUGCCGCCACGGCCGCGUCCUCGUAUUCGACCGGCCGCGUGCGGAGGUCCUUGUGUGCGAUCCCAUCGCGGGCGAGGAGCGCCGCGUGGCCGUUCCGCCGGAGUUCAGAACGGCCGGCGUCAACGGGGCGGUACUCUGCGCUGACCGCGGCCAGGGUGCACGGCGGCUGCCACUCCAGCCCCUUCAAGGCAUUGGAAUUGCUGGUGCACGAUACAAUGGGUGA
Molecule: messenger RNA, 540 nt
Organism: Aegilops tauschii subsp. strangulata
Lineage: Eukaryota; Viridiplantae; Streptophyta; Magnoliopsida; Poales; Poaceae
Source: RefSeq, a predicted model, not a curated record